UCUCGGGUGCGGCCCAGCCCACGACACCGAACCGCAAUCCCCUCCUUCGUUUCGCCGCGGCGGCGCGGACCACACCACUGCUCCCCGCCGCCGCCGGCGGCUGCUCCGACCGCCGCCCCCGCGCGCGCCGCCGCCGAUGUGGAAGAGAGUUCUGGAGACGACGAAGAAGGCCGCCGCCGCCGCUACCGCUACCGCCGCAACUGGCCCGCAGCUCGCCACGCGGAAAAACCCUUCCUCCAGCCGCCGCAAGGCCGUCACGCCGGCCACCGCGGUCUCCCCCGCCGCCCUCCUCCGCCUCAAGCAGGCCGCCUCCUCGAAGAGGACCAACCUGCCCUCCACCCUCCCCGACGCCCAAGAUGUAGCCGCUGUGGAGGACGAGAACCCUUCCGGCGGUUUCACCAAGGAGAUCCUGUCCAUCUUAAAUGGACCUGAUGAUGCAGAAGAAUUGAGGGGGGCGCAAGCGCCACCGGAGGAGUCUGAAGAUGCCGAAGAGUCUGUCGUGAACAGGAUACUGGACACGGAGUGGUUUGCGGCGCCACCACCUAGCAACCCACUGGCGGCCUGGCGGAAGGAGGUGGCAAGGGAGAAGAAGAAACGGUACAUAUUCAAGAACACAGAGAGCCGCCGCUUCACCAGGUUGAUGCAGAAGUGUGCCGAUAAGCUUGGAGCAGAGCCCGCGCUUGAAUUCUUUGGGAAGCUGGGGAGGGAUACUGGGGCUAAGGAGUUUAAUGCUUUGAUCAGGAUUUGUUUGGGCAAGGCAAAGGAAUGCAUGGAUAUUGACUCAGCAGUGGAGCAUAUUUAUAGGGCAUAUCGCCUCUUUGAGCUGAUGAGAGAAAGGGGUUAUCAGAUUGUGGAAGAUUGUUAUGGACCAUUCCUUCUGUAUCUGGUGGAUGUAGGGAUGUCAGAGGAGUUUGAUAUGUUCAGUGUGUUCUUUAAGGAUGCAAAUCCACGGUCCAGCUCGAGAAUAGCUUAUUACGAGAUGUUGUUAUGGAUUAGAGCUCAAGAUGAAGAAAAGAUUCAAGAACUUUGCCGCUCUGUUGAAGACUUCAAUGAAGAAGGUGACUAUGAUAUGGCAGAAAGUUAUAUGCUGGCCUUUGCUGAAAGCGACAGGAGGCUGGAUUUCAUCAGCUUGCUUGAGUCACUUGAUCCAACAAGAAUUUUACGCUCAAAGUACUUAUUGACCAUAUUCCAGUCUUUGGGUAGGUUAGAAUUGAAGAACUAUGCUGAGAAGCUUCUUCAGCAGAUGAGGUCGAAAGAAUCUGGUGUUGGAAAAUUUUCAUCGAUAAUAUUUGAGUAUGCUUCAAAUAUACCAAACAUAGCGGUUGAAGAUGUUAUAGUAUCAUUCAAUAGAUGGCAUGAGCAGUUUGAGGUAGCACCCUCUAUUUCUGCAUCUGAGAAGAUCAUCUCUGUUUGUUGCAAAUCGUCAAAGAUCAGCUUAGCUCUUGAUGUAGCUGAGUGCUUAUGUAAAUCCAACCCCGAUAUGCCAGUUGAAUUGUUUCAUCCAAUAAUACAGGCCUGUGAACAAGGCUCUGAAUUUCACUUGGUUCAUCCAAUAUAUGAUUUGAUGCGUCGCCACAAGAUGAAAUUGAAAACCGAAACAUUCAGAAACAUGAUAAAUUUAUGUGUAAAGAUGAAAGAUUUUGAAGGUGCUUACCGUAUACUCACAGAUGCAGAAGAGUCUGGGGAUAUAUCCACUGUAAGCCUGUAUAAUGCUAUCAUGCUUGGAUAUUUCAGAGAGAAAAACCACAAUGGAGCACAGAUGGUCAUGGCGCAAAUGCAGAUUGCCGGAGUAAAACCAGAUUCUGAAACAUACUGUUAUUUGAUAUUUAACUGUGAGUUCGAAGAGAAAAUCUCUGAGUAUCUUGAUCAAUUACGGCAAGAUGGAAUACACAUGUCCAAGCAUAUAUAUAUGUCACUAGUUAGUGCAUAUGCAAGACUUGGGAAUUUUGACAUGGCUAAACAGGUUCUCGAAAACAAGGAAAUACCACCUAAGUACCUCAAUGAAAUUAAGAGUGCGCUUAUAGGAGCUCUUGCAUCAAAUGGGAAGGUAUUAGAUGGACUUAUCAUGUAUGAUGAAAUCAAGCAAUCUGGAUGCCACCUUGAGCCAAAAUCAGCAAUAGCCCUGAUUGAGAAUACCCAAACAAAAGGUGAGCUGGAUAGACUGUAUCAACUUCUGGAAGAGCUUGGUGACUCAAACAUGUGGUUUGACGGGUGCAGUAGAGUACUUCUGUACUGUGUUCAGCACAAUCACCCUAAUGCUGCCAUUGGUUUGCUUAAGCAGCUUAAGGAGAAAGAUGAAUUGAGUACAUAUAUGGUUAUUGAUCAGGUCUUCAGUCAAAUAUGGGAUAUGGAUCCUGUAAAUUUGGAUUUUGGAAUGAAGAUUCUCCAUGCUGUGAAAGAGCUUGGGCUUAAUGUUUCUCGGACAAGCCUUGACUUUCUUCUUAGUGCUUGUGUAAAGGCAAAGGAUUCAAAUCGUGCCCAGCUGAUAUGGACAGAAUAUGAAUCUGCAGGCCUUCCACAUAAUGUACUGACUUCCUUGAGGAUGUAUCAGGCUCUUUUGUUGUCCCAGAAGAAGAAGGCGACUAAGAAGUUGCUGCGGAAGAUACCAAAGGAAGAUGUUCAUGUGCGUUACAUAAUAGAUUCUUGUCAAAUGGCAUACUGCAGCCAGAAUCUUAAGCUACCUUCUGCCAGUAGGUCCAGUUCAAUAAAGAGAGCUGCUUCCAAGGCUGGGAGCACCUGUAAGCCUGCUGCUUCAGGAACCGAGGUGUUUCGAAAUGAAGCUGAAGAGGCACAUACUGGCCCUUGAUAAUAGACAGACUUUUCCUGAACAUUGCCUCUAGUUUGGUGCCUGGAAUUACCUGCACCCGCUUCAAGGAGCUACAUGUGUUUCUGUUUCUGGCUUGAAACAAGCAAUCAUACAUGGGAGCCGUCACCGAAAGACGGCGAGACCACUGGCCACAUUUGAGGCCUUUGGUGUGACCACUGGCCACCACUCCCUGCAUUGCAAUUGCAUUGCAGCCCCCACUUGGCUUAAUGGCCAAGACCUAGCUAGCCAGCCUCUCUGCUCAUAGUGCUUCCCAUGUGACCACAAGGCUAGGGUUUGGUCACAGUGAAACAAUCACUGCCCCACAGCCUCACCAACCAGGAAAAAGAUCUGCCCUGUUUGAUUUUGGGAGUGGAGUGAGGGGAGAGAUUGAGAUUGGUAGGGCAGAAUAGUUGUACUCCUCAGCCUGCAACCAAGAUAUCACAGGAUAAUAUCUUAACCAGAUAGGUAACAGCCACACAUUUUUGCACCUGUUACAGCUCAAGUCAUUACUAAAACCAGCAUUGUUGUAGAAGUUAUGAUUUGUGUUCUAGUUUUUCUUUAUUGGGGUAUGCCUUUGAUUACAGGUACAAUGGUUA
This is a messenger RNA of Oryza sativa Japonica Group (Japanese rice), 3402 nucleotides long. Its product is annotated as pentatricopeptide repeat-containing protein At4g04790, mitochondrial. NCBI's taxonomy places the organism in Eukaryota, Viridiplantae, Streptophyta, Magnoliopsida, Poales, Poaceae. Gene Ontology annotation, molecular function: protein binding. The record is from RefSeq and is a predicted model, not a curated record.